GGUGUUUACAUCCCGUACAUCAGGAGGUCUAAACUCAAAACUGUAUGAAAUCCUGCCACGCUUACGGCAACAAACGAUAUUUGGUCUGAAGGAUGGCUAGGGAAGAUGGACCAACCUUCAUCCUCUCCCUCUUCUUUUUUCUCUCAGUGUUAUCAUCUGUAUGUGACUGUCAUCCACACUCACUAGAUAGGGCUGUGUCCAAUCAUACUAAAAGGAAAGUCCCAGACAUAGCCACAGAGGUAGCAGGCUAUGUUGAUGUGGCCAAAAAGAUUAUUGACCUGGCCGUGUUCGGUGCUGCCCAGAACCGCUCCUACACACGGCUUGCAGAUUUUACCGACACCAUAGGGAACCGUGUCAGUGGCUCGCAGAACCUGGACCUGGCCAUCAAAUACAUGUACACUGCUAUGACACAGGAUGGGUUGGAUGUACAUCUCGAGCCAGUCAAAAUCCCACACUGGGUGAGAGGGAAGGAGAGUGCAGAAAUGAUUGCGCCUAGGGCCAAAAGUCUCGCUUUACUUGGUCUGGGUAGCAGUGUAGGGACACCACCUGAAGGUAUCGAAGCAGAGGUGUUGGUGGUUAAGUCUUUUGAGGAACUGAAGCAAAGAGCCAAGGAGGCCAUAGGGAGGAUUGUGGUCUUCAACCAGCCAUUUGUCAGCUAUGGAGAGACGGUGGCUUACCGUGCUUUCGGAGCCACUGAGGCAGCCAAAGUGGGAGCUGUGGCAACGCUCAUUAGAUCUAUUACUCCAUUCUCUAUUAACAGUCCCCACACAGGUUGGCAAGAUUACCAAGAUGGAGUGAAGCGCAUCCCUACUGCCUGUAUUACCGUGGAGGACGCAGAGCUGAUGUGGCGCAUGGCACAGAGGGGGCAGAGGAUUGUGGUCAGACUCACAAUGGGAGCCAAGACUCUGCCGGACGCUGACUCCUUCAACACAGUGGCUGAGAUUAAAGGCUGGCAGCACCCUGAUCAGGUUGUCAUUUUGAGUGGACAUUUGGACAGUUGGGAUGUGGGCCAAGGAGCCAUGGAUGAUGGAGGUGGAGCCAUGAUUUCUUGGGAGGCCCUGUCACUCAUCAAGGACUUGGGUUUGCGUCCACGGAGGACUCUGCGUACGGUGCUGUGGACGGCUGAAGAGCAGGGUGGAGUCGGAGCACAGCAGUACUACAAUCUACACAAGGUGAAUCUGUCCAACAUUGACAUGGUCAUGGAGUCUGACUCGGGAACCUUCACCCCAGUGGCUCUGCAGUUUGCUGGCAGUGAUGCAGCAAAGAAGGUGAUGGAAGAAGUGGUCAAACUGUUGGCUCCCAUUAACACCACCAAACUGGAGGCACACGGAGAAGGGACAGACAUCUCACCUUGGAUGCAGGCUGGUGUGCCAGGUGCUAGCCUUCAUGUUGAAGACAGUCGAUACUUUUGGUUCCACCACAGUGAAGGUGAUACUAUGACAGUCCAGGAUCCUCAAGACAUGAACCUCUGCUCAGCAUUGUGGGCUGUGGUUGCCUAUGUGGUGGCAGACCUACAGGACAUGCUUCCCAGGUAGCCAAUUGGUACAUUGCAAUCUGAGGCUCAAAUCAAAUUAAAUUUGGGUUUAAAUAGAUACAAAUUGAAUGUCAACUCUCCGAGGAUAAACUAAUGAAUCCAGAUGAUAAAGGGAGAAACUGCAUCUUUUUUUUAAUCAUGUGUAAAUGCUUGUUUUAUGAACGAGACAAGACCAAGAAAAUAAAGAGAAAUGUGAACGUUCUCAGGUGCUUUACUGUCUUGAUGCUUCAAUCAAUGUAGUCAAUCAAUUUAGUUUCUGGAAGUGUAGAAAUUAAAUGUAACGCCUUUAAGUGUUUAAAAUCAACUACACAAUUGAUGAGAGAGGGAGAGUGCUUCUUGUAGUCCAGUGAGGAAAAAAAACUAAGAUGAAAAUAAGUGUAUAGAGAAAUUGUAGAGCUGUCCAAGUUCCCAAUGUUACUGCAAGUAUUCAUAAAGCCUUUAUUUUAACAUCA
Molecule: messenger RNA, 1986 nt
Organism: Labrus bergylta (ballan wrasse)
Lineage: Eukaryota; Metazoa; Chordata; Actinopteri; Labriformes; Labridae
Product: carboxypeptidase Q
Biological process (GO): proteolysis; peptide catabolic process
Molecular function (GO): metallodipeptidase activity
Source: RefSeq, a predicted model, not a curated record